AUGACAGUAGAACAGACUGCAGAAGAAUUCUGGAAGAAUGAGGAGGCAUUUAUUGCCAGACUGUCAAGUGGAGAUGUGCCCGUCUCUGAAAUGUUUGCUAUAUGUGAUAAAGCCAUGGAAAUAUUUGUUGAAGAGCCAUUUUUGCUGGAUUUAUCAUCUGAGGUGGUAGUAGUUGGUGACAUUCAUGGCCAGUUUUUUGAUCUGUUGAACAUUUUAAAGAUAUCUUCAAAAAAAUAUCUUUUUUUAGGGGAUUUUGUGGACAGGGGGGCAAACUCUGUUGAAACUAUUAUACUUCUGUUUUAUAUGAAGACUCUGCAUCCAGAGAGUGUGCUGCUGCUUAGAGGGAACCAUGAAUCGCUAAAAACCUCUUCUUCAUAUGGAUUUAAGACUGAGUGCAUGCAGGCACACAGGUCAAAGCUAUUAUGGUAUAAGAUUUGUGAGGUAUUUAAUUAUCUUCCAAUAUGUGCUGUAAUAGACAAAAAGAUAUUUGCAGUGCAUGCAGGCAUUGGGCCCGAACUAAAUUUGGAAGAAGUUCAGGAUAUAUAUCGAGUGUGUGAUAUACCAAACUCGGGUGUUCUUGCUGAUCUUUUAUGGAGCGACCCCAAUGUAGAAACAGAAGAAUUUAUAGAAAGCACUCGAGGUGUAGGAUACUACUUUGGAGAGAAGCAAGUUGAUGUUUUUUUGAAGAGAACUGGAUUGGCGCAGAUUAUUAGGUCGCACCAGCUAGUAGACAAUGGAUACAAAGAAGAUUUUGGUGGGAAGGUUGUAACUAUAUGGAGCGCUCCAAACUACUGCUAUAGAUGCAUGAAUAAAGCAGCAGUUGCCCGUAUUAAAGAUGGAAAGAUUAUUGAGUAUAUUGAAAUACCAGAAGCAAAGCAGCAGAGGAAGGAAACAAAAAUACUCCCCUACUUUAUAUAAUAUAGAACAAG
Messenger RNA from Nematocida parisii ERTm1, 929 nucleotides. Its product is annotated as type X protein phosphatase-I. Gene Ontology annotation, cellular component: nucleus; cytoplasm. The record is from RefSeq and is a predicted model, not a curated record. Lineage: Eukaryota; Fungi; Microsporidia. The coding region runs from base 1 to 918 and encodes 305 amino acids. Gene Ontology annotation, molecular function: protein serine/threonine phosphatase activity. The transcript has a single exon.